UGAGACGCUUGUCGGGCCUCCCGUGAAAGAGGCGCACAACGAGAGCAGCACGGCCGUCUCCCACCACUCGACCUUGCAGGCAUUGUCAGACACUUCUGAAAGCUUUUCUAGCUGCGCUCGGCACCCGGAUCUAUUCUCGAGCCAAACUAUCCUGCGACAUGUCGUCUGCGUCCCCUAUCGAUCAGUAUGGGCCCAAGUCCGGUGGAAGUGGGAGUGGGUAUGGUAGUGGACAAUCGGACAACGGAAAGAGCCCUCUAUCCAUGAGCUUGGGUUUUUUGAAGACUUUGACUGAGAAGAAGAACACUCGUGUUGAUGGACAGCCACCGAAGAGGCGAGGUCCUAAGCCGGACAGCAAACCGGCCUUGACCAGAAGACAAGAAUUGAAUCGACAAGCUCAGAGAACCCACCGCGAAAGAAAAGAGCUAUACAUUAAAGCUCUUGAACAAGAGGUCCUGCGAUUGAAGGAGAACUUCAGUACGGUCUCACGAGACAAAGAGUCCCUGGCCGAGGAGAACCGCCAGUUGAAGCAGCUACUCGCCCAGCAUGGCAUACCAUGGAGCGGCAGUGGGGGUGUUGAUGAGCUGGUACAUCAUGGCGGCGCUAGCUAUACUUCCAGCGGAAGCAUAUCUGGGAGCUAUGCGCCUGGGUCUUCGAGCUACAGCCCUCCGCCGCAAGCGAAUCCGCACAUUCAUAUCGCAUCACCCCAUGAUGUCGGAGUGGGUGGACGCAGCAUGGCCCAGCAGCAAGUUCAGCGAGGGGUAGACUAUGACCAAGCGGGCAUUGAUUUCGUCUUAACGCUUGAGAGACCAUGUAUGGACCAUAUGCAGUUCCUCGUCGAACGAUCUAGUGAGCAGGAAGGCGAGUUCUGUGGCCAUGCGCUCAUGGCAACGUGCCCUCCAGAGCCUUACCCCGAGACCAACCCUGAUAUUCCUUUCGGGCACAGUCACCCGGGACAUACCAAUGCGACAAGUACUCAAAACACGUGGGACCUGUCUAAACCUGAUCUUGCCAAUCUGCUUGAUCUGAGUAAACGACUGAACCUCGAUGGCGAGAUCACUCCCGUUAUGGCUUGGGGGAUGAUCUUGGCUCAUCCGAGAUUCUCAGAGUUGACGACCGAAGACUUUGAGAGCAUAUGUCAGGAUCUGGGAGCCAAGGUUAGAUGUUAUGGAUUCGGUGCUGUAUUGGAAGAAUUUGAGGUUCGGGAUGCGCUUGAGAGCGUGUUUUAUACCAAACCGGAGCUGCACGCAGCAUAUUGAAGGAGUUCUUGAAGGGAGUUGAGGCGAAAGGAAGUGUGU
Messenger RNA from Amorphotheca resinae ATCC 22711, 1295 nucleotides. RefSeq lists its product as hypothetical. The record is from RefSeq and is a predicted model, not a curated record. Bases 159 to 1256 code for a protein of 365 amino acids. Gene Ontology annotation, molecular function: transcription cis-regulatory region binding; DNA-binding transcription activator activity, RNA polymerase II-specific. Gene Ontology annotation, cellular component: RNA polymerase II transcription regulator complex. The transcript has 6 exons. Lineage: Eukaryota; Fungi; Ascomycota; Leotiomycetes; Helotiales; Amorphothecaceae.